AGAGAAUGAGGAAGGGUGCGAGUCGGGACACGGGAUAUUGGGCUGGCUGGCGUCAGAAGUCGGUAUCAAUAGCUAAAGAAUUCGAGAAAGAGGGCCAAGAAUAUGUAUCGGGAAAGGGGGCUGCUGUCACCAAUUCACUGCUAGAGAGACACUAUUGGAGGAAUUAAGCAAAGCUAAGCUAACUAUAAGAAAAGCAACAGCAACUAGGGAAUAAUUAAGCAAAGGAUGCAAGUAGAGCUGAGCGAGUGAUGUGGAGAGCGUGUCCUUGACAGUAAGAUUAAAUCGACAAUAUAAAGCUGGAAAGUAAAAGAUGGUGCGAUCGUGGUGUGGUGGUGGAGGCCCCGGACGGCUAAAAGGUUCUCCCAGCGAGUAAGUGAGAGGGGAGAAGGCCUUUUCCGCACCUACAAAUACCACCGCGCCCUCGGUCGUUUCUUAUCGGCCGGCCUCUACCGGGAACCCGGAGCCAGACCUCGAGGAGAACGAGAGCGAGAGAGUGGAGGAGAGGAACUGUUGUUGGUCUCGGCCCUUCAUCUCUUUCUCCUUCCAUCGAUCGACUACCAACCAACCAACCAACCAAGUGCUUCUUGGACUCUGGAUGCUGCUAUCCUUGUUUGAGUGAUCCAUAAUACCGUUCCAGCUCCUAACUUUGCGGGAGUCUCUCUCGGCCCAAAGAUGUCGGUGGCCGUGUGCAGAAGCUCCUUCUCGCCCUUCGAGUCCAUUCUCGCGCCUAACAUAGCAAGAGAGCCCCUGCCAAUCUCGCCUAUAAAUUGGCAGCCGCCGGCUGAGCAAGACAAGCCUAGCGAACCCCCGGUGGAGGCCGAGAAGGACGACGACCGGCCCGGGCAAUUCGACAUAUGGAGCUCGAUCCAAUCCCAGAAGCCUAAGGAGGCCGCCACCGCCGGUCCCCCGGCCCCUUAUGUCCAUCCUCUGGUGCGGCGCUCAUCGAGCCUGAUGAGCCAAAAGAGCCUCGAGAUCUGCACCGAGAGCCUCGGGUCCGAGACGGGCUCCGCAGACUUCUCCUCGUUGCUCGACGACCUCGGCUGCUUCUCUUCCAAGAUUGAAGCGGAAGAGGAAGAGCACAACCAACCUCCAAUCCACGAGACGCCAGUAGCAGACGAAGCAGAAGGGCCACGCUUCACAGUCGCCAAGGCGGUAGAAGAGCGGCGAGUGCAGAGUGGCAGGAAGGAGCUGGUUUCAGUGAAUUACCACUGCUCUAUUAGCAGGAGGUCGCCGCCCCGAUCGUUUCCUCCACCGCUCUCUUCCAUCUCGCGGCGCGACGGGCCCUGCAUCCACAUGAGGCCGCACCGCAGCGACGGCCGGCUCGUCGUCCAGGCCGUGCCCGUCCCCUCCCAGAAUUACCUCCACGCACAGCGCCAGGACGGCCGCCUGCUCCUUUCCUUCAUUGAUGCCACCUUCAAUGACCCUGAUGACAUCGAGAUCGACAUCCCAGAGGUAACACAGCAAGAAGAAGAUGUUAUGGUAAGUCUGGCAAAAGAAGAAGAGGAGGAGGAGGAGGAGGAAACAACAGCAAUGGCACAGGAAGAAGAGGGAGAUUUGGAAGAAGAAAAGAAUCGUGAUGAAGGGGAGGAGGAGGAAGAGGAGGAGGAGGAGGAGGAGGAGGAGGAGGAGGUAGAGGAAGAAGUGGAAGUGGUGGAUAGAGGGACAGUUGUAGAGGUGAAGGUCAGCACACAGCCCCAGCAACAGAGCGGGUCGAUGAAGAUGCAGCGGUCGUCGUCCUUCGUGAUCAACAAAUUCGUGGGCGCCGGCGAGACCCGGUGGGCCGAGAAGAUGGCAGAAUGCAAGCCUACAGCACCCGACAAGCAACAAAUCCAGCAACACCACCACAAUCCCAGCACCGCACCAGCGGCACCCGCCCGCCGGGCGCCGCCAACGACAACCACGGCGGCUGCGGCUGCGGCUGCCGCCUCGACCUUCAGCACAUCAUCGGAGGGCUACUACAGCAACCACUACUACUCGUUCCACGAGAGGGGGCCGCAGGUCGGCGGCGGGCAGUACGCGUCGCCGGACGACCACAAGCUGCUGUUCACGUCGAAGCGGCGGAACCGGGGGGAGCUCCUGCACCACAUGAGGAGGUGCAGCCAGCUGCGGAGGCCGCUCUUCAUUUUGGAGCCCUGUUGCAUUGCCACCACCUCCUGAGUUCCCGCUUUUCACCCAUCCAUCCAUCCAUCCAACCUUCCUAUUAAUUGCCGCCCAACCCUUCUUAUUAUCAUAUUAUCCACUAAAUUAAUUGUUAUUAAGAUGGUCACAGCGAUUGGUGGCACCCAGAAUAACAGUGUAUGCAAAGCCUCAUUCUCUGCAGAGUGAGGGCUUUCUAUGAUCCAUUGCAAUCUGCGUGCUGUUUUCAAUUACCAUUGUCGACCCUUUUCUGUUUCGUGAUUACCUCAUUAAUAGACCAUUUCAGAUGAUGAGUCUUGUUGCUAAUUAA
Molecule: messenger RNA, 2446 nt
Organism: Phoenix dactylifera (date palm)
Lineage: Eukaryota; Viridiplantae; Streptophyta; Magnoliopsida; Arecales; Arecaceae
Source: RefSeq, a predicted model, not a curated record